AUGGUUGCCGGAAGGAAUGAUGAAGCUAUCGCUGAGGCAUUGGCACUGUUGGCUGGCGCCAUUGGGCAAGGUCAGCAAGCGAACCUUGGGAACCAUAAUCAGGAUGAAUUCCGUGCUUUGGGAAAGUUUCAGAGGAACAAUCCGCCAACCUUUGAAGGAGCAUACGACCCUGACAAAGCACAGGCAUGGCUGAAAGCAAUUGAGAAGAUCUUUCGAGUCAUGAAUUGUACUGACGCGCAGAAGGUGCAGUUUGGCACCCAUAUGCUUGAGAAAGAAGCUGAAGAUUGGUGGGACAACACUGUUCAGAGGUUUGAAGGUGAUGGGAUGGAGAUUACUUGGGAUCUUUUCAAGGGUGCAUUUCUGGAGAAGUACUAUCCAGAAGAUGGUAAUGGAACCGUGGCGGAGUAUGCUACAAAGUUUGAGAAAUUGAUUAAGUUUUGUCCCCACUACAAUACUGCCGAAGCUGAGAGAUCUAAGUGUAACAAGUUUGUGAAUGGUUUGAGACCUGAGAUCAAGAAGGCUGUGGGAUAUCAACAGAUUAUCCGAUUUUCUGACCUGGUUAAUAGGAGUAGGAUAUAUGAUGAGGAUAGCAGGGAAAGUGCUGCUCACUACAAGUCUUUGAAAGAGAAGAAAGAAAAGGGGCAAUUCAGAGGGAAACCGUAUGGGAAUCCUACUGAUAAGGGUAAACAAGAAGCUGGUCAUGACAAGAAGCCGAGUGGGGGAGGAGCUCCUAAUCCGGUUAGGUGCUACAAGUGUGGUGUUGAAGGACAUCGUUCUCCUGAAUGUCCCAAUUCAGAAGCAACAUGA
Lotus japonicus is the source of this 807-nucleotide messenger RNA. RefSeq lists its product as uncharacterized. The record is from RefSeq and is a predicted model, not a curated record. The transcript is spliced from 2 exons. NCBI's taxonomy places the organism in Eukaryota, Viridiplantae, Streptophyta, Magnoliopsida, Fabales, Fabaceae. Bases 1 to 807 code for a protein of 268 amino acids. Gene Ontology annotation, molecular function: nucleic acid binding; zinc ion binding.